AUGAGUAGCAUAAAUAAACAAGCAGAAAAAAGUGGAAUAUAUAAAAUUAAACGUAAAACACAAGAAAUUACCAUAACUGAGAACGAUUUAAAUUCACAACAACAAAAAAUAACAAGUGCAAAACAAAAUGAUAAAAAUCGUGAUGGAGAAAAUGAGAUAUUUAUUGAAACUGGAAAUGAAAAAACUAAAAAAAAUCGAAAUAAAGAAUUAAAAGAAACAAAAAAGGACAAAUGUGGACAUUUAUCACAAAAUAAUUUAAAUAGUAAAAUUGUAAACAAUAAAAAUAAUGUCCCAACUAAAAGUAAAAUAAAAGAGAUAAAAAACGGUGAAAAAAAAUAUGGAAGUAAAAUUGUAGAAAUAAGUAAUGAUUUACUAGAUAAGAUUAAAAAAAAGAAUGAUAUAAAUAAAAUGUCGAGGACAAGUACAAAAGAGCAAACAAAUAUUUUCCAGACCAAAUUCCCUGGAAACGAAUUUGAAUGCAAAAGUGAUUUAAUAACAAAUGAUAUUAAUUCAUGUGAAAUAAAAGACAAUAGUUCUAAAAUUUUAGAAAGAAAAAGAAGUAUACGCAAUGAAAUAUGUAUGGAGAUUGACUUUAUUACUAAACCAACAUCUGAUAAAAGUAAAAUUCUUUCUAGUCAAUAUUCACUUGAUAGAAAAAAACCUAUACAAAAUUUGAGAAAAAAAAUUCAUCGAUAUGCAAUGUUUAAUUGUAAAGGUGAAUAUGAAAAAUAUAAAAAAUCGUAUAUGUUUCCAAAUAAUAAAAAUAAUAAUUGGCAAAUAUAUGAUUCUUAUGGUAAUCCAUGGUGGUCAAAGUUCAAGGCAGGACCAUUAUCUAAAAAUUUAAAUCAACAGAAAAAUGAUGAAGAUUUGACAGAUGAUAGUUUAGUUAUAAAUACACAAGCACUUCUUCAAGUAAAAGAAAAACGUUUGGUAUAUCCGGAACCACAGGAAGAAAAUGGUUUUAGUGAUAUAUUUGGUCCAAUCAAAGAUUUAGCAUUAUGUAAUGAUACACAAUAUGGAAAAACUAAAAUUUGGUGGAUAUCAUUAAGGAAUGUUAUUCAAAUGAAUUUAUUGACUACUAAAGCAAAAAAAAUUCAAUUAAAAGAAAAUCUUCCCAAACUUCAAAAAACUGAUACAUUCAAUGAAAAAGAUCCAAUAACAAUUGUAAGAUAUAUAAAAGGAUUACCAAAAAAACAACAAAUUGCACAAAUUAUGAUGCAACAAUUUCCUGUACGUGGAUAA
Molecule: messenger RNA, 1242 nt
Organism: Strongyloides ratti
Lineage: Eukaryota; Metazoa; Nematoda; Chromadorea; Rhabditida; Strongyloididae
Exons: 2
Coding region: 1-1242 (413 amino acids)
Source: RefSeq, a predicted model, not a curated record